AUGGCAUUAAAUACAUUAGUUAAUUCUGUUGAUAGAAAUAUUGUCUUUAAUGAUUUGUUAUUUUAUAUAAUCAACAAAAUUGAUAUUUUCGAUAAUAUUUUGUAUGAAAAAUGUUUUGAGUUUUACGUAGCAGCUUUUAUUUCUGAAUCCAAAGAACUUAUUGCAACGGAAUUGGGAAAGCAUGUUGAAAUUAAAGAAAAGAAAACAAGAAAACUUCAAAGUUCCAAAACUAGCCCAAAAGCUGAGAUCGAAGAUAUUGUUAACUUAUUGAAAUUAGCAAAAAGAAAAAGGGAUUUGUUUGAAAAGUUCAUGGUUGUCGUUAAACCAAACGACCAGAUUAUGCACAAUGAUAAAAAUUCAACAAGUACGAAAAUUGAUUCACUAGCAAAUUCCAUAGAAAAUCUUUCCGCUAAAUUUGAAAAUAUUAAAAUUCCUAUGGCGUCGCAUGAUACUUCCCAUGUUGCUCAGCACCAAAUGUCGUCACUACAUCAGCGUCAGUUUCAACAACAACCGCAAGGUAACCAAAACGACUGA
This is a messenger RNA of Helobdella robusta, 534 nucleotides long. RefSeq lists its product as hypothetical. Bases 1 to 534 code for a protein of 177 amino acids. The transcript has 2 exons. NCBI's taxonomy places the organism in Eukaryota, Metazoa, Annelida, Clitellata, Rhynchobdellida, Glossiphoniidae. The record is from RefSeq and is a predicted model, not a curated record.